Messenger RNA from Acomys russatus (golden spiny mouse), 2069 nucleotides. RefSeq names its product MAGUK p55 scaffold protein 3 (gene Mpp3). Gene Ontology annotation, cellular component: cell-cell junction; plasma membrane. NCBI's taxonomy places the organism in Eukaryota, Metazoa, Chordata, Mammalia, Rodentia, Muridae. The record is from RefSeq and is a predicted model, not a curated record. The transcript is spliced from 19 exons. Gene Ontology annotation, molecular function: protein binding. Bases 138 to 1895 code for a protein of 585 amino acids.
UUCUCCAGAGAUGCGUUCGCGAGGUCAUAAGCAGAUCCUGGUGAUGUGUGUUCUUUGCUGAGUGACUCCUCUCCACCCUCCAAGUCCCCCCGCCCCCACAAACCGUAGGGACAGCUGGGGACCUGUCGGGCACAGGCAUGCCAGUGCUGUCUGAAGACUCGGGUUUGCAUGAGACCCUGGCCUUGCUGACCUCUCAGCUCAGGCCUGACUCCAACCACAGGGAAGAGAUGGGCUUCCUGAGGGACGUUUUCAGUGAGAAGAGCCUCAGCUAUUUGAUGAAGAUUCAUGAGAAACUCCGUUACUAUGAGAGGCAGAGUCCCACGCCAGUCCUGCACAGCGCCAUGGCCCUCGCUGAGGAUGUGAUGGAAGAGCUGCAGGCUGCCUCCGUGCACAGUGAUGAGAGGGAGCUGCUGCAGCUGCUGUCCACCCCCCACCUCAGGGCUGUGCUCAUGGUACACGACACAGUUGCCCAGAAGAAUUUUGAUCCUGUUCUGCCCCCUCUGCCUGAUAAUAUUGAUGAGGAUUUUGAAGAGGAAUCAGUGAAGAUCAUUCGUUUGGUGAAGAAUAAGGAGCCUCUGGGUGCGACUAUCCGAAGGGAUGAGCACUCAGGGGCUGUCGUGGUGGCCAGGAUCAUGCGAGGAGGUGCAGCAGAUCGGAGCGGUCUGGUCCACGUUGGUGAUGAGCUCCGAGAGGUGAAUGGGAUCGCCGUCCUGCACAAGCGUCCAGAUGAGAUCAGCCAGAUUCUGGCCCAGUCCCAGGGAUCCAUCACCCUCAAGAUCAUCCCUGCCACCCAGGAGGAAGACCGCUUCAAAGAGAGCAAGGUGUUCAUGCGUGCCCUCUUCCACUAUGACCCUCAGGAGGACCGGGCCAUCCCCUGCCAGGAGGCAGGCCUGCCCUUCCAGCGGAGGCAGGUCCUGGAGGUGGUGAGCCAAGAUGACCCCACCUGGUGGCAGGCCAAGAGAGUAGGAGACACCAACCUUCGAGCUGGCCUCAUCCCCUCCAAGCAGUUCCAGGAGAGGCGGCUGAGCUACCGGAGAACCACCGGCACCAUACCAAGCCCCCAGAACUUCAGAAAGCCCCCCUAUGAUCAGCCUUGUGACAAAGAGACCUCUGACUGCGAAGGGUACUUCAAAGGACACUAUGUGGCUGGUCUUCGGAGAAGCUUCCGGCUGGGCUGCAGGGAGAGGCCGGGUGGCUCCCAGGAAGCAAAGGUGCCUGCGGGGGCUGAGCCUCAGGUGCUGCUGACCUACGAAGAGGUGGCCAGGUACCAACACCAGCCUGGGGAUCGACCACGCCUGGUGGUUCUCAUUGGGUCUUUGGGAGCUCAACUCCACGAGCUGAAGCAAAGGGUGGUGGCCGAGGACCCCCAGCACUUUGGUGUUCCUGUUCCACACACCACCAGGCCCCGGAAGAGCCACGAGAAAGACGGGAUGGAGUAUCACUUUGUCUCCAAGCAAGCCUUCGAGGCUGACUUACAUCACAACAAGUUCCUGGAACAUGGUGAACAUAAGGAAAAUCUCUAUGGGACCAGCCUGGAGGCUAUUCAGGCUGUUAUGGCCCAAAACAAAGUUUGUUUGGUGGAUGUGGAACCGGAGGCACUGAGACACCUGAGGACCCCUGAGUUUAAGCCCUAUGUUAUAUUUGUGAGGCCUGCGAUUCUGGAGAAAAGGAACACACCGCCUGUAUCCCCAGACUCUGAGGACAUAGCAGUUCCACUUGAUGAGCAGCAGCAAGAGAUGGCCACCUCGGCUGCCUUCAUCGAUCAGCACUUUGGGCACCUGAUAGACACUGUGCUUGUGAGGGAGGACCUGCAGAGCGUCUGCAGCCAGCUCAGGGCUGUCAUAGACACUCUGAGCAAGGACACUUACUGGGUACCCAUCAGCUGGGUGAGGUAACUUCACCCCUUUUAGAAUCCAGUCUGGAGGGACCUCGAAGAUCACAUAGUUCCAAGCCUCCCUCGUGUACCGUCAAGGAAUCUCAAGUGCAGAGAGAAGCAGGAUUUCCCACCAAACCAUCGUGACUGAGCAUUAGUGGGGACCCUUGCCUGGUGUUUGGAUUUUUUUGUCUUU